Colletotrichum higginsianum IMI 349063 is the source of this 1260-nucleotide messenger RNA. Its product is annotated as RNA polymerase II transcription factor SIII subunit A. Gene Ontology annotation, cellular component: elongin complex; nucleus. The record is from RefSeq and is a predicted model, not a curated record. Bases 1 to 1260 code for a protein of 419 amino acids. Lineage: Eukaryota; Fungi; Ascomycota; Sordariomycetes; Glomerellales; Glomerellaceae. Gene Ontology annotation, biological process: transcription elongation by RNA polymerase II. The transcript has a single exon.
AUGGCGCCUGCUAAAUCACUUGCUGAACUGUGCAUCGCUGUGUGUCAGAGACACAUCACUGAGCUCAGCAGUGUUGGAAAUGGCGACACUCUUCAAUACCACCAUGUUCGAGACAUCCUUAUAAGGGUCACAAACCCUGCCCAACUUCGCGAGAUUGAACUCAACUCUCCACACAUCCAAGGCGAAACCUCCGAGCUUUGGCUACGUCUCAUCAAGAAAGAGUUCCCAACCGAAAGCCACGAAAAGAACUACGCGCCUAAAAACCCAUCGAAGUGGUACAAGAUAUACGAACGAUACGCGGAGGAGCGUCGUCAGGCUCAACAGCAGGCAGAGGCCGAGCUACUCGCGAGGGUUCAGGGUCUGCAGCAGAAAAAAGACAACAAUGUCAGCAGGAUCGUCGAUCCAAAGUUUGCCAGAUUCCUACCGACGCCACCCAAGACGGGCCGCACCUUUGGGACUCGAGGUCGAGGAGGGAAGGAGCUCCCGAGCUCCCUCAGCUUCGCGGCUGGAAGCAGGAUGAAGACGACUACGGGCGCCAGCGUAAUGAAGAAAGCUCGGCGAGAGGCCAAGGAGAUUGUCGGCAUAAGAAGCAACCUGGCCGUUCCUACGGGCUUGAUCAGGGCCCCGCGGCUGAGCAAGGCCCCGCCUUCCAUGGCCGCCGAGCAUCGGAUCUCGACUCAACCGGUAUUUCGUCCUACGUCAACUAGCGCUCGCCCUCCCACGCAUUCUACAUACGUCGCACCAUCCAGGACCACUUAUGUUUCCGACUCGUCAGAUGAUGAGGGCGGUGAUUUGUUCGGCGAUGAGGAAACGCCAAAGAAGAGGAGCAAGGCCAGCAAUCCUGUCGGCCCAAUCUCUCCACCCAACAAGCCUGUGGCGCCCUCCAAUUCUACAGGGCUCAAAGCUCGACCCUUCUCCGCAUCUGCUAAGUUCAGCUCUGCAGUCAAACCAUCAUCGUCUCCGUCGAGCUCGCAGCCGGCAGGUUUGCGACGUGGUGGUGGAAUUCUCGGAAAUGCACCUCGGCCGAAUAGCAACAUUAGAGUCGAGCGACCCAGGCCCAAGCCCGAACCGGUCACUAGGAGUACAGAGCCGCCUCGUGGCCAUAAGGUGCUUGCCCAUAACAAUGGCCCGCAGUCGCCACCGCUGCCCGCAUCCCUGGAUGAGAUGCACCCAGCCCGUCCAAUCCCAGGUAACCUAGAGCUGCCUAGAAAGAGAAAGGCGGUUGACAUAUUCAUGCCCAAGAAGAAGGGCAGGCGCUGA